Striga asiatica is the source of this 2085-nucleotide messenger RNA. The record is from the annotation of a GenBank genome assembly. NCBI's taxonomy places the organism in Eukaryota, Viridiplantae, Streptophyta, Magnoliopsida, Lamiales, Orobanchaceae.
GUGGAAAGUUACUGCAACUCUGAGUAAACACAGAGAGAACAACAGCGACACAGAUAAAUUAAAAUAAAAUAAAAUUAAAACAUUUUGCGAUUCUAUUUCCAUUUCUCCAUUUCUUUCUGCAAUUCGAUCAAUGCUGAUAUCAGCAAAAGCACCGCCGCCUUCAUCCCCGCUUUCGAUCGGUGGCUCGGGCCCUCACUGCGUUAAAUGUCAUGUGGAGCCCCUUAUUUGCUCAACCUCAUAUGGGUACUCUGGAAGUUGGAUUAAGGCACCAUUUGAGCUUCAUGGAGUUUUUCUGUAUCAUGGCUUGAGUUUUAGAAGUGAGAAUCCUUUUUCUGGAACCUCACGGUAUCAAUGGUUGCCUCAGAGACAUGAUAUUUGCAUUUCACAAGUUUCAGUAGCUGCCGAUUAUUCAGAUUCAGUUCCUGAUGCUGACUCAUCCAAUUAUGCUAACCACAAAGGCUAUCAUCCACUUGAGGACGUAAGAGAAAACAAACUGGUUACAGUGCCAACGUCUGCUGAGAUUGCAAGGACUGCUGUAGAGUCUAACCACAGGGCCAUGUUAAUAUUCCCCCGUGGUGUGCACUGUGAGCCACACGAACAGAUCUCGUGGGCUGAAUUUCAGUAUGUUGUUGAUGACUUUGGAGAUAUAUGUUUUGAGGUUUAUGAUGAUCAGAACAUCUUACAAGACCGUGGAACAGUUAAUCCUGUGACUGUCUUGAUUGGGAUGGAUAUCGCUUGCUAUAAGGGCAGGAAGAUGGAUCUUUAUGAUGACAACACUGUUGACUUUGACCCUGAAGACGAUGUUUUUUUUAUUGAUGAAUAUAGUGAAAUAGAAGACCCUACCAAGACAGACAUCUGGGAUAAUUGGGAAGUACCUGAAAAAUCCUCUUCGACUCAUCCAGUUUACUUUUCCAAGUGCUUGGCAAAGGCUAUUGAUGUGGAGCAUGUUAAAAUGAUGGAUCACCCAUCAAAUGGUGUCGUCCUGUGGGGCUUCCUCAGGCCUGUCUAUAUUGAUGAAGAAAAUUAUAUAAAGCGGUUCUUUAAAGAUGAAAAGAGUGAUGGCUAUACCUCAGGCGGCAGUGAUGGAAAUAGUGCGAGCUUCAGUGUGGACGACAAAAAUUGCUGUAGAUCAACUAUUUACAGACUGGAAAUCGCAAAAAUCGAGUUAUUCUCAGUCUAUGGUGUUCAGGCAUGUAUGCUUUCAAGUUUUAGGUUUUCUUUGAUCACACUAUCAUUUUUUGCAUUGUGUAUAAGUUGUGUGAUUAGCCUCAGUUUACUGACAUUUUCCUUUGUCUUCUGUUUUCUGAAUAAUGUUGUUAGCGUGCAGGAUUUUCAAUAUGCUGAACCUGAUGUUCUUGUGCAUUCCGUCCCAUCAAUUCUAAAGCGCUUUGACAGGACUGGAUCAAGGUGCAAUGUUGCCCUUAAAGAUUUUUGCAGAAAAAAAGGACUUUAUGUUGAGAGAGCAAAUUUGAUUGGAGUCGACAGCCUUGGCAUUGACGUUAGAGUUUCUACUGGAACAGAAGUAUGCACUCAUCGGUUUUCUUUCAAAGUUCGGGCGAAUUCUGAUUGUGCUGCGGACAAACAGAUACAGCAACUUUUGUUCCCUAAGUCGAAGCGGAAAAGGUCAAGGACGCUUGAUACACCUACAGAGGUUGACUCAUUUUGAUGAACAUUUUUUUUUUAUAUUUUCUUUUUUCUCUUUUUUGUUGUUAGCCCCAACCCCAAAUUAUUAAGAGUGAUACGAGUCUAAUAGUUGGGAAGGCCUCCCCUCUUUCGUUUCCUCUUUGUAGCUCCUACAUUGUUUGAUUUGACCAUUAAAGUAAUUGUGUAAUUAGAGAUGUUCAAGCGAUCAACUAGGCUUCAACAUGGAGUGCUAGGCUGUUAAAUAGUUAGUUAUUGUGAAUGCUACUAAACAAGUAAGUGUUGUUGCUGAAGUCAAGCCUAAUGUAGUUGCCAUUGUUGAACUUGUGUCCUUAUUUGGACUGGCGAUAGGAAGGAACAAACUACCGAGUAAAAUUGGUAAUUAUGGAUAAUUGACAUGGUAUUAGAUUAAAAAUAAACAACCUUAAAACAUGAUAGUUCAAG